This is a messenger RNA of Heteronotia binoei (common prickly gecko), 5058 nucleotides long. RefSeq names its product phosphoenolpyruvate carboxykinase 2, mitochondrial (gene PCK2). Gene Ontology annotation, biological process: cellular response to glucose stimulus; response to starvation; propionate catabolic process. The transcript is spliced from 10 exons. Bases 79 to 2001 code for a protein of 640 amino acids. Gene Ontology annotation, cellular component: cytosol. The record is from RefSeq and is a predicted model, not a curated record. NCBI's taxonomy places the organism in Eukaryota, Metazoa, Chordata, Lepidosauria, Squamata, Gekkonidae. Gene Ontology annotation, molecular function: manganese ion binding; GTP binding; phosphoenolpyruvate carboxykinase (GTP) activity.
CUCCUCCUCCCCUUCGGCUCUUAAAGCGGCCUCCCGGCGGCCGGGGUCCAUCCUGCGCGGCCGGGGGCUGGGGACAGGAUGCCGGCGCUUUACACGCGGAUCCUGGGUCUGGGAGCUUCCUCCUUCAAGUGCUGGUCUGCAGUUCCCGUGCGCUGGGCCCACGCGCCGCGAGUGAUCCACGGGGACCUCGGCAAACUUUCGCGGUCAGUGCAAGAGUUCGUGGAGCACGGGGCACGGCUCUGCCAGCCGGAGAACAUCCACAUUUGCGAUGGGACCGAGAAGGAGAAUGGCAAAAUCUUAAAUCUACUGGAGUCCGAAGGCGUUAUAAAACCACUCACCAAGUAUGAGAAUUGCUGGCUGGCCAAGACUGACCCGAAGGAUGUGGCCCGUGUGGAGAGCCGGACGGUCAUUGUGACGGAGAACCAGAGGGACACAAUACCUAUCCCCGCUUCGGGAGUCAAAGGUCAACUGGGCAACUGGAUGAACCCAAAAGCAUUCCAGGAGGCAGUGGAUGACCGUUUUCCCGGCUGUAUGAAAGGCCGCACGAUGUACGUCAUCCCUUACAGCAUGGGGCCCAUCGGCUCGCCCCUGUCCAAGACCGGGAUCCAGCUCACCGACUCGGCCUACGUGGUGGCCAGCAUGCGAAUCAUGACCCGCAUGGGGGCUGCCGUCCUCCGCAACCUUGGCGAUGGGGAGUUUGUCAAGUGCUUGCAUUCCGUGGGGCGGCCUCUUCCCCUGGAAGAAGAGCCGGUAAACAACUGGCCUUGUAACCCCGAGAAGACCAUCAUAGGCCACGUCCCCCAGCGGCGUGAAAUCGUCUCCUUCGGCAGCGGCUACGGGGGCAACUCCCUCCUGGGCAAGAAGUGCUUCGCCCUCCGCAUCGCCUCUUGCAUUGCCCAGGAUGAGGGCUGGCUAGCCGAGCACAUGCUGAUCUUGGGGAUCACAAACCCGGAGGGGAAGAAGAAGUACGUGGCGGCCGCCUUCCCCAGCGCCUGCGGGAAGACCAACAUGGCGAUGAUGAAUCCCACGCUGCCCGGUUGGAAGGUGGAGUGCGUGGGGGAUGACAUCGCCUGGAUGAAGUUCGACAGCGAAGGGCGUUUGCGUGCCAUCAACCCCGAGAAUGGCUUCUUUGGCGUGGCCCCGGGCACGUCCACCAAGACCAACCCCAACGCCAUGCACACCAUCCAGCGGAACACCAUCUUCACCAACGUGGCCGAAACCAGCGAGGGGGGAGUCUACUGGGAGGGCAUCGACCAGAUGAUCCCAGCGGGGGUCACCAUCAGCACCUGGCAGGGGAAGCCUUGGAAACCCGGGGACAAGGAGGCUGCCGCCCAUCCCAACUCCCGGUUCUGUGCUCCGGCCCGUCAGUGUCCGAUUAUGGAUCCGGACUGGGAAUCCCCUCAGGGCGUCCCGAUCGAUGCCCUCAUCUUUGGGGGCAGGAGACCUGUGGGGGUCCCCUUGGUGUACGAGGCCUUCAAUUGGCGCCACGGAGUCUUUGUGGGCAGCGCCAUGAGGUCAGAGUCUACGGCGGCAGCUGAACACAAAGGCAAGGUCAUCAUGCACGACCCCUUUGCCAUGCGCCCUUUCUUCGGUUACAACUUUGGCCGCUACCUGGCCCACUGGUUGAGCAUGGAAGGGCGCCAAGGCGUCCGGCUUCCCAAGAUCUUCCACGUCAACUGGUUCCGGAAGGAUGCUGAGGGGAACUUCUUAUGGCCGGGUUUUGGAGAGAACUCUCGUGUCCUGGACUGGAUCUGCCGGCGUGUCGACGGAGAGGCGAGCACCCAAGAAACGCCCAUCGGGUACAUCCCGAAAGAUGGCGCCCUAGACCUGACAGGGCUGAAGAAAGUGGACCAUCGAGAGUUGUUCUCCUUGCCCAAGGAGUUCUGGCAACAAGAAGCGCGGGAGGUGAGGCAAUAUCUGACAGAGCAAGUGAACGAAGAUCUGCCCAAGGAGGUGAUGAAGGAACUGGAGGCCCAAGAGGACCGCAUAAAGAAGAUGUAAGGGACUUUGAGGGUGGAAAAAAAGAAAUCUGACCAAAGACACAACCCCUUUCAUCUCCCGUGGGGAAAGGGAGGAGGUGAUAGGGAGGUUUGUUUACAGAAAUUCCCCUUCCCCACCUCUUGCCGACUCUGCCUCUGUGGCCCUCAGGUGUCCGCCAUCUUGUUUCCUGGGCCGUGAGGCGGCCAUCUUGCUACCUAGGUACCCCGAGCCAGAUACGCUGUUUCUUAGCUAGAGCUAGGGUUACCAGCCUCAAGGAGAGGCCUGGAGUUCUCCCAGAAUUACCACUGAACUCCAGAGAACAGAGAUUGCUCUUUCUGAAGGACACGGCAGCUUUGGAGGGUGGACUCUGUGGCCUAACCUGACUGCUGGGCUCUCUCCCCUCCCCAAACUCUGCCCCCCCCCAAUCUCUGUGAACUUCCCAAGCUGGAGUUGGCAUCCCUAGCGAACAGCCGCUUUACUGCCUUUCUGCAGCUCAGUUGUUCUUCCAUCUUGUUCUGUCCUUUGUAGUGUUACCUCUCUUUCGUUCCUGCCGUCGUCUGCUUCUGGGGUCUCUCUGUUUGAGUGAGUGAUUUUUUUAAAAAAAUCUUUCCCAGACUCUUUCUCCCUCUAAUACAAGCCUUUCCUUUCUGAAUCACUCGUGGCCCCCCUCUUAGGGCGUGCAAACGUAGAACCAGUUGCCUUUUUUACUUAGCAGCGAUGCCGAUAGAGGGGAGAUCCGUUAUCCAGUCAAGGUCUUCAAAGGAGGCAGAAUGGUCUUAACCAAAUCCCAGAACUGGCUUUCCAGUUUUAUCGUCUAGCUCAACUGACUAGCUGGUAGAAAUUCACAACUUCUAGAGCCGUUGCUAAGUCUGUCAGAUCGGAAUGGAGUAUAGGCCCACCCAGCUCCUAUAGCUGCGUAGUGCCUCCCUAUGUAUCUUCUUAACCAGAAAUUGAAUGUAAUAAUUAUGUACUGUAUCCAGCAAAAAUCCCAGUGCAUUUAACUGUGAUGCAGUCAUCAGCCGUUAGGAUUCAGAGGAUAAAUGGUUGUCCUAACUGCAGCCCGUCUAGCACCUCCUAUCUUUGUGCUCUAAAUGGUUGUGAACAUUCCAUGACAUCACAGCAUCUCAGCCAACCGCUCGCAAGCUCUCGUGAGAUGGAGGAACGCGACAGGCGAUUUUUUGAGCCUACACACAAAACAAAGCUGUGAGUUACUGGAAGAAUUAGUUAAAGGAUGCACUUCUCCCACCCCCCCCCCCACAAACUUGCCACAUGGGUCUAUUAUGGGGCACUCUGCUGAUAUGCUGAAGCCCCAGUUUUGGCGGAGAAGCCAAGGUUUCUCAGCGUUGUGAGCCUACUCAUUUUUCCUCCUUUGUCAGUCCUUCUAUUACAUUCCUGUCAAUGGAUGCCAACUGGUGGAUUUCAUCCUCCGGGGGUUGCCAAUCCCCAGGUACGGGCAGGGGAUCCCCCGGUUUGGAGGCCCUCUCCCCGCCUCAAGGUCAUCAGAAAGCGGGGUGGGGGGGAAAUAUCUGCUGGGCACUCCAUUAUUCCCUUUGGAGAAUAAUUCCCAUAGGGUAGAAUGGAUAAUUGAUCUGCGGGUAUGGCGGGGGGGGCUGUUGUUUGAGAUAGAGGCACCCCAUUUGCAGCAUAGCAUCCCGUGCCUCUCCCCAAAACACCUUCCAAGUUUCAAAAAGAUUGGACCAAGGGGUUCAAUUCUAUGAGCCCCCAAAGAAGGUGCCCCUAUCCUUCACUCUUUCCAUCGGAAGGAAGGCAUUGAAAAGGUGUGCGGUCCCUUUCAGUGCGGUGGCCAGAACUCCCUUUGGAGUUCAAUUCUGCUUGUCACACCCUUGCUCCUGGCAUUGUCCACCCCCAAUGUCUCCUGGCUCCGCCCCCCCAAAUGUUUCCUGGCUCCACCCACAAACUCCCCAGAUAUUUCUUGAAUUGGACUUGGCAACCCUAAACCCUCCAUUCUAAGCCAGGUGUCUCCUAUAUCGGGGUGGCCAACGGUAACUCUCCAGAUGUUUUUUGCCUACACCUCCCAUCAGCCCCAGCCAGCAUGGCCAAUGGCUGGGGCUGAUGGGAGUUGUAGGCAAAAAAACAUCUGGCGAGCUACCGCUGGCCACCCCUGUCCUAUAUGGUGCCUGUGAGUGCUAGGGAUGCCAGCCUCCAGGUGGGGCCUGGGGAUCACCUGGAAUUCCAGUUCAUCUGCAGGCUACAGAGAUCAGUUUCCCUGGAGACAAUGGAUGCUCCACUGAGCUCUCUGCCUUCCCCAGGCUCCACCCCCAAAUCUCCCGGAGUUUCCCAGCUUGCAUCUGGCAAUUCUACCUCACCAUCCCCUGCCAGAGGCCGGGGGGAGGGCAUGGCAACUACCAUGUGUUUUUAUAAAGUAGCCAGGUGGGACUUGCUCAUUAGGCAUUGGCAGGGGUGGAAUUCUAGCAGGAGCUCCUUUGCAUCUUAGGCCACACCCCCUGGGGUAGCCAAUCCUCCAAGAGCUUACAAAAAAGAGCCUUGUAAGCUCUUGGAGGAUUGGCUACAUCAGGGGUGUGUGGCCUAAUAUGCAAAGGAGCUCCGGCUAGAAUUCCACCCCCUAACCAUUGGAGAUUUGAUUGGCUGUGCAGAUUUUUAAAAGUACUGCUUUGGCAGCCGCCGCAGCACAAGGAUCUUCACCGUGUGACUGCAGGUUAACUGUGGCAGCCAUUUUGUGGCUGGCUUCCUCUCCCGUGGCAGCCAUUUUGUGUACACAUUUUAAAAGGAUAUGCAAACCCUCUGUGACCUUGUACUCUUCUUCCAGCCUUCCCCCUUCCAGCAGAUGUGGCAGUUUUUCAGGCUAGGAUGGGACCUGAGUAGGCAUAGACGUGGAGGCAUGAGGAGAAGGGGAAAAUAUCAAGGACAUUUUUACAAUUAUUUUUUCAGUAGUGGAACUGGAACCAGGACUGAGGGAGUGGUUGGAAAGAAACACAGGUGGAGAGCUAAAUAUUUGGCUGCAACUUAAUUCAGGUUGUUUCUUUUUUUAAAAAAAUAAAAUAAAACAUAUUUUGUUAGUAACACGCAUUAAUGAAAAUAAAAGUAUAAAGAAUAAAA